This is a messenger RNA of Penicillium brasilianum, 1978 nucleotides long. The record is from the annotation of a GenBank genome assembly. Lineage: Eukaryota; Fungi; Ascomycota; Eurotiomycetes; Eurotiales; Aspergillaceae.
CGCCAUCUGCCUUACACUUGGAUUUUCCUGCUGUCACAACCUUAACGCCAUAAUGAUCCAUGAAGAGAGCCCUCUAUUGAGCGAUUUACAUGCCUCGAAGUCAAAAAAUAUCAAAAUCACAAAGAUUUUGGCUGGUUUAGUUGGCGUUUUCCUGGCAAGUGCAGACAAGUCUAUUCUGCUGGCUAUACAGGGUGAAAUUGCUUCUUCACUUCGAUCGCCGUCCAGCGCACCACUCCUACUGGUAUCAUAUAACUUGGGGUUUUGUAUUGCGUUGCCUGUGUAUGGAUUCCUGAGUGAUUUAUACGGCUGUCGCCGGUUCCUUCUGUCGGCAUAUGCCUUGUUCUCGAUUGGAUGUUUGAUAUCUGGACUUUCCAAAACAAUAUGGCCAUUUGUAUUCGGUCGCCUGAUCGCAGGCAUUGGGGGCGCUGGUAUGACGGAUCUGCUUUCAGUCCUGAUCAACGAGAUUUUUUGCAUCAAUCAAGUUGCGUCGGUACGAAGCUAUGUCAUUGGUGCUGGAAUUCUUGGGCAGGGUUUCGGAGGGCCCCUAGGUGGGCUGAUCGCCGACUUCAUGGGCUGGCGGUGGUCCUUGAUAGGCCAAGCGCCAAUUGGGGUGCUAUGCCUUGCUCUAGCGCAUUGGCAACUUCCGGCCUCUCGCAAAACGAUCAACUCCGAGACAUGCAUCAGCCUAUGGAGCUUUGAUUCUUUGGGCCUCGGUGCCAUUUUUAUUUCAGUGACAUCCUUCAUCCUGGCAACGACCGAAGGAGGAAACGCUUUUCCAUCCUUGAAUAGGUCAACUUUGCUGGCUGUAUCGUGCGCAUCUCUAGCAGCCUUGAUACUGAUCGAACGAUUCGGCACCAAAAACCCCAUUAUCCCCUCUUCUGUUGUCUGUGCAUCCGGCAUGGGCGGUGUCCUCUUUGGCCAGGUCGUAUAUUUUGCGAGCAUCACUACGAUUCUGAAUAAUCUGUCACCCUAUUUGUCCCAGGUCGACCAUCUUUCCAACUCCGCUAUUUCCAUGCGAAUCGGAAUCUCUGGCCUCGGGCUGAUCUUAGGGUCCGUAAUAGCUGGGAAAGCCCUGAGCAAAACUGUCAAAUACCGUAAAGUGGCUCUCAUUGCUAUUUCCAUAAGCAUCCUAUCCCAGUUUGUCAUGAUAGUGCGCUGGGCCAACGGCAUUCAAGGACUUGAGGUGCACUAUUGCUUCCCCUGGGCGACGGGAAGUGGAAUGCUGCUUUCGGCACAAUUCAUUGCGCUGACUAUUUGUGCCCCCGAGGGGCAAAUGGCAAGUGCCACUGCGGUAUAUUAUCUGUCGCAGCAAGUUGGGCAAAUUAUUGGCACUAGCGUCAGCACUGCAGCUCUUCAACAACUAUUUCGCCGUCGACUUGACAUCGAUUUGGGCAGCAUUUCCCUUCCGAGAAAAGACCAGUUAAUCGAUGACAUUGUCAAAGACUACGGGAUCUCCAAAAAUUUACCACUGGCAAUCCAGGCAGUGGUGCAAUCCAGCUACAUCGAAGCGUAUCGGCUGAUUCCUGCACUUGCUAUGGCAUUGACCGUUAUCUGUGGGGCGAUUAUCAUAUCUUCGAAAGAGAAUCCGAAAAGUGAUGGAGCCGGCCAAGAAUAAGUAGCUCGACAACGACUCGUACAGAAGCUUCUGAGUUAUCGAUUGUAUGAUAUUCCGAGAUUUGAAGUCGGUGAAUGACACUGUCUACUUCAGGAGAGAGGCUAUCCGAGGGAGAGUCAUCGAUUUCUAGCCGAUUCCAAAGAUCCAUCGGGCUAUGUGUGAUCUCCAGAAUAGUGCAGGCCAUUCCAAGGGGUUUGAAAUCCCUAGCAGCAUAAUGGCCGCCGGGAGAUUCCACCGUUCAAGACCACCGUUUAAGACCACCGGUUAAGACCUAUCGUUCAAGAUCCCGUGGUUUAAGAUUGAGGUUCUCAUAAUUUCAAAGCUAUAUUUCUACCGCUUCUUUCUAAUAUUGACUAAAAUAGC